AUGGGUGGUACUUUGGAUAACGCUGCACCCGAAUAUCUCUAUGCGGAUAUUGACAUUGAAGACUCGUUUGAUCCAAUUACAGAUUUCCUAACCUAUUGCGCUGGACCGCUCACGUUUCUACCGUCGAGUACAUAUCUAUCUGCUCAGCCCACGGAUUCUGUUUCCUCCUCGGCCUAUACGAGUUUGGAGAAAGACUUAAGCGCUUUCCGGCAUAACUCUACGUCUGGCGAAUUCGCUGGAACGCCGGCCCUCAAAGACACCGGACCCCUUUCAUGGGUUUAUGAGACAGGAACCCGGCUCGAUUUUCAGUGCUUUCAAGACCCAUGGGCCUUUGAUCGAAUCCCCUCAAACAAUCUUCUCACGGAGCAACUCGAUCCUAGCUUCAGCUUCCAGUCUCCUGCUGGUAGCCAUGACAGUGAAACUUAUUCGCCCGAUGAUCCAGACCUAUUUACAGGAUCUGAGGGUUCAUCUACUUUCGGCUGUAGCUGCUACAAGCACGUAAUGGGUCAGUUGGUCAAAUCAGGCGUUAGAUCUGGAGCUAUCGGAUGCUCAAACAUAGAUGGUUUACUGGCAUGUCAGAAAGAUCUGGUUCUCCAGACAGAAGCCAUUCUACAAUGUAAAAUGUGCUCUCAGUCUCAGAACCAGGCAAACAUGCUCAUGAUCAUUAUUGUUGCGAUUGAUAGUCUGCUCACCAUACUUGACGCUGCAGUCACGCCUGCCAGAGCGAGCUGUUAUGAUGAAUUAACCGAGACGGGGGAAGGGACAGUGAGAAUGAAAAAGGAGUUGGGAGCAGGAUUCAUGUCUAGUAUUCAUGCCUGUCCUUUACUGGUCGGAGGAUUUCCGGUUCCAGCCGAGGAAAAAGCCUGCUUUAUCCGACAGGUGCUACAAGCUCGAUUAUCGAUGUUGUUGUUGGCUGUCCGGAGGAUUCGUGUCUGUAUGCAGCAGCACCUGACGGCAGCCCUUUCCCGUGGUCGAUUGUUGAUGAUUAUGGACACGGACCGACGACUUCAGUUGGUGAUGAUGAAGAUCAAAAUGGCUGUCAACUGA
Penicillium brasilianum is the source of this 1047-nucleotide messenger RNA. The record is from the annotation of a GenBank genome assembly. NCBI's taxonomy places the organism in Eukaryota, Fungi, Ascomycota, Eurotiomycetes, Eurotiales, Aspergillaceae.